GAAGAAUUUUAUAUGCAAAAGCUCAACUAUUCUGCCCUCAACAUACUGAGUUGUGCUUUCAUUGGGAUAAGGGUGUAUCCCUUUUUCUAAUGUUACAGAGGAUCAUGACUACUCUCUGGGCCAUAUCCUGUUGGUUGAUUGGGAUGUCCCCACCUCUCCACAAACUGUGUGACCUAACCAGCUGUGAGCUCCCUCCUCCCUUCCUCCUGCGCUGCCCUUUAAAGUAGGCAAUCUGCCUUAAUCCUCAACCCAGUAAGGGAAAGGAGGGAGAAUGACGGAGAGAGAGCAAAUGAGCACGAAGCAGACACAAGGGGGAAAUCUGGUUACUUUCUGAAAAGCCCCUAUAGUGAAAGCAAGAGGUGCAUCUGGGGACUGGUACUCCCUUUUCAUGAGGCCAUUAGCUUUUAACUUGGGCCUUCCUCUCCAUCUGGGGAGAAAUACUAAAAUAAUGGAGAGCCCUCCUUGCACAGUGGAGAGAUAAUCGAUCUGAACUGCUAGAUUUCUUUUGGAAAUUUACACAUCUUCUCCUUCCCCUUUACACAACCAACCUGCAAGAUGUCUAAGUCGGAGUGCAACGGAGGACCAUUGGGAUCUCCAGGGGCACCACCCCAAUCAGCAGCCGAGGCUUUUGUGGAAGCAUCAGGUCAGGCCAUAGUAUGGACGCUUGCGAGUGGAGGUUCAGAUACUUUGGGCUCUACUGGCAGCCUUGCUCAGAAGAAGCGUCAGCAGCAGAACAAACAUAAGACCCAGGGCUCCAACGUGGUGCACCGUUCACCACGAGCCCUCUUCUGUCUACGUUUGAACAAUCCCAUCCGCAGAGCUGCUAUCAGCAUAGUAGAGUGGAAACCUUUUGACAUCCUCAUCCUUAUGACAAUCUUUGCCAAUUGUGUGGCCUUAGGAGUCUAUAUUCCCUUUCCAGAGGAUGAUUCCAAUGUCUCCAAUCACAACUUGGAACAAGUGGAAUAUAUUUUUCUCAUCAUCUUCACAGUGGAAACUUUCCUCAAGAUCCUUGCCUAUGGUCUAGUCAUGCAUCCUAGCGCCUAUAUUCGCAAUGGCUGGAAUCUUCUUGAUUUUGUCAUUGUUGUAGUGGGUCUCUUCAGUGUCAUUCUGGAACAAGUCUCCCACAAGCCUGGGGAGGCCCAUCACAUGAGUGGGAAGCCGGGCGGCUUUGAUGUCAAAGCCCUGCGAGCUUUUCGUGUCCUGCGACCUCUGCGUCUGGUCUCUGGUGUCCCUAGUCUGCAUAUUGUCUUGAAUUCUAUCAUGAAAGCCAUGGUGCCCCUUCUGCACAUAGCAUUACUUGUUCUUUUUGUCAUCAUCAUCUAUGCCAUCAUUGGCUUGGAGCUCUUCAUUGGUCGCAUGCAUAAGACCUGCUUCAUCAUUGAUUCAGAUCUGGAGGCUGAGGAAGACCCAUCACCUUGUGCUUUUUCCGGACACGGCCGGGAAUGCACAAUAAACAAUAGUGAAUGUCGUGGCAGGUGGGAGGGACCCAAUGGUGGAAUCACCAAUUUUGACAACUUCUUUUUUGCCAUGCUUACUGUCUUCCAAUGCAUUACCAUGGAAGGUUGGACUGAUGUUCUAUACUGGAUGCAAGAUGCAGUGGGUCAUGAACUACCGUGGGUUUAUUUUGUCAGCCUUGUCAUCUUUGGCUCUUUCUUUGUGCUUAAUUUGGUUUUGGGUGUGUUAAGUGGGGAAUUCUCUAAGGAACGAGAGAAGGCAAAAGCCCGAGGAGACUUCCAAAAGCUACGAGAAAAACAACAGAUGGAGGAAGAUUUGAAGGGCUAUCUGGAUUGGAUCAUGCAAGCAGAAGACAUUGAGCCCGAUGAAGAAAAAGAUGAGACAAUGGUCCCACAAUACAGAGAAAUUGCUAACAGGAAGAAGAAAUGGUUCAGGCAUAGCAGUCAGUCCUCCGACAGCCACACAUCCCAUGCCAGUCUUCCUGCCAGCGAAAGUACCUCGGUCAACACGGAGAACGUUGACGAUGAAGAGAACCUUCAGUGCCACUGCUAUGAUGUGUGUGUACGAAAGCUUUCCAAAACCAAAUUUGGCCGCCAUGUACAGCGCAUCAACCGACUUUUUCGGAAGAAAUGUCGUUUGGCUGUCAAAUCUGUCCCUUUCUACUGGAUCGUCCUGCUCCUUGUGUUUCUGAAUACCCUCACCAUUGCUUCUGAACAUUACAGGCAGCCUUAUUGGCUCACCCAAAUCCAAGCUUAUGCUAACAAAGUAUUGUUGUCACUCUUCACCCUGGAGAUGCUGCUGAAGAUGUACAGCCUAGGCCUCCAAGCCUAUUUUGUCAGCUUCUUCAAUCGUUUUGACUGUUUUGUGGUAUGCGGUGGGAUUUUGGAGACUGUCCUGGUAGAAUUUGAGAUCAUGCAAUCCCUUGGAAUCUCUGUGCUCCGUUGUGUUCGCCUCCUGCGAAUCUUCAAAAUAACCAGGCAUUGGGCCUCACUGAGCAACCUUGUGGCUUCUUUGCUGAAUUCCAUGAAGUCCAUUGCCUCCUUACUUCUACUGCUGUUCCUCUUCAUUAUCAUCUUCUCCUUGCUAGGCAUGCAACUCUUUGGUGGCAAAUUUAACUUUGAUGAGACUCAGACCAAACGCAGCACCUUUGACACUUUCCCCCAGGCCUUGCUCACUGUCUUCCAGAUACUGACAGGAGAAGAUUGGAAUGCAGUGAUGUAUGAUGGGAUCAUGGCCUACGGCGGCCCCUAUUUUCCCGGCAUGCUGGUCUGCAUCUAUUUCAUCAUUCUCUUUAUUUGUGGCAACUAUAUCUUACUCAAUGUCUUCUUGGCUAUUGCAGUGGACAAUCUUGCUGAUGGGGACGAUAUUAAUACCUCUAAAGAAGAGAAGUGAGCAUAGCCUAAGUGAGGGCAGGAUGGGAAAGAAAUUCAACUAGAUAAUAGCUGUUUGAUUUAGGGAGAACAGAAUGAAGAGGAGAAAACUGUGAAGGUAGAAGGUGGGGAGGAGGAGGAGGAGGAGGAGGCUGUAGAAGAAGGCAAUGAAGGAGCAGAGGAAGAGGCGGCAGAUCAACAGAGCUUGGCAGAGUCCCACGUAGACAAACUGGAAGACACUCCCAAGGAGAAAGUUGUACCAAUUCCUGAUGGAAGCGCCUUUUUUUGCCUUAGCCAGACAAACCCUCUUCGUGUUGGGUGCCACAAGCUGAUCCACCAUCACAUCUUCACCAAUCUUAUCCUUGUCUUCAUCAUUCUUAGCAGCAUCUCUUUGGCAGCUGAAGAUCCCAUCCGAGCACACUCCUUCCGCAACAAUAUUUUGGGCUACUUUGACUAUGCCUUCACGUCUAUCUUCACUGUUGAGAUCUUACUCAAGAUGACUUCAUAUGGUGCCUUCCUGCACAAGGGCUCAUUCUGCCGGAACUGGUUUAAUCUCCUGGAUCUGCUUGUUGUCAGUGUCUCACUCAUCUCUUUUGGCAUCCACUCCAGUGCCAUCUCUGUGGUGAAGAUAUUGCGGGUACUAAGGGUACUCCGUCCUCUCCGAGCCAUCAACCGAGCCAAAGGGCUGAAGCAUGUGGUACAAUGUGUGUUCGUAGCAAUCCGCACCAUUGGAAAUAUCAUGAUUGUCACCACCUUGCUGCAGUUCAUGUUUGCUUGCAUUGGCGUUCAGUUAUUCAAGGGCAAAUUCUAUAGCUGCACAGAUGAGGCCAAGCAUACUCCAGUUGAGUGCAAAGGCACUUUCAUUGUGUACAAGGAUGGGGAUGUGGCUCAUCCAAUGGUGCGUGAGCGCAUGUGGCUCAACAGCGACUUCAACUUUGACAAUGUGCUGUCAGGCAUGAUGGCUCUCUUCACUGUCUCCACUUUUGAGGGAUGGCCAGCGCUCUUGUACAAAGCUAUUGAUGCCAAUGCAGAAAACCAAGGACCAAUAUACAAUUACCGGGUGGAGAUCUCCGUAUUCUUCAUUGUCUACAUCAUCAUCAUUGCCUUCUUCAUGAUGAAUAUCUUUGUGGGCUUUGUCAUCAUCACUUUCCGCGCCCAAGGAGAGCAGGAAUACAAAAACUGUGAGCUGGACAAGAACCAGCGGCAAUGUGUGGAAUAUGCCUUGAAGGCUCAACCCUUACGACUCUAUAUUCCAAAGAACAAAUAUCAAUACAAAUUCUGGUAUAUGGUCAAUUCCACUUGUUUUGAAUACAUCAUGUUUGUACUGAUCUUGCUGAACACUAUUGCUUUGGCUGUACAGCACUAUGAACAAUCAGAGCCUUUUAAUAACGUGAUGGAUCUGCUCAAUAUGGUGUUCACAGGCCUCUUCACUGUUGAAAUGUUUCUGAAGAUUAUUGCCUUCAAGCCCAAGCACUACUUUGUUGAUGCAUGGAAUACCUUUGAUGCUCUGAUUGUGGUUGGGAGUAUCGUAGACAUUGCUGUUACUGAAUUCAACAGCUCAGAGGACAGUUCCCGUAUCUCUAUCACCUUCUUCCGCCUUUUCCGUGUCAUGCGCCUGGUCAAGCUCCUCAGCAAAGGUGAGGGUAUCCGUACCCUCCUCUGGACUUUCAUCAAAUCUUUCCAGGCUUUGCCGUAUGUGGCCCUCCUCAUUGCCAUGAUUUUCUUUAUCUAUGCUGUCAUUGGCAUGCAGACCUUUGGCAAAAUAGCUAUGCAAGAUAGUACAGCCAUCAAUCGCAACAAUAAUUUCCAGACCUUUCCACAAGCUGUGUUGCUGCUUUUCAGGUGUGCCACAGGGGAAGCCUGGCAGGAGAUCAUGCUGGCCAGCUUGCCUGGCAAGCGCUGUGACCCUGAGUCUGAUUUUGAACCUGGGGAGGAAUUCACUUGUGGUAGCAACUUUGCCAUUGUCUAUUUCAUCAGCUUCUUCAUGCUGUGUGCCUUCUUGAUCAUUAACCUCUUUGUUGCUGUCAUCAUGGACAAUUUUGACUAUCUGACUCGGGACUGGUCCAUUCUGGGUCCCCACCACCUCGAUGAGUUCAAGAGGAUCUGGUCGGAAUAUGAUCCAGCUGCCAAAGGUUACAUCAAGCACCUGGAUGUGGUGACCCUCUUGCGCCGGAUACAGCCACCUCUGGGUUUUGGGAAGCUCUGUCCUCACCGAGUGGCCUGCAAAAGACUGGUGGCCAUGAACAUGCCAUUGAACUCAGAUGGAACUGUCACUUUCAAUGCCACCCUCUUUGCUCUGGUGCGUACAUCACUAAAGAUCAAGACGGAAGGAGACCUGGAUAUAGCCAAUAGGGAACUCCGUUCUGUCAUCAAAAAGAUCUGGAAACGGACUAAGCCCAAAUUACUGGAUGAGGUGUUACCUGUUGCAGAAGGAGAGGAGAUAACUGUAGGAAAAUUCUAUGCCACAUUCCUGAUCCAAGAUUAUUUCCGUAAAUUCCGUAAGCGGAAAGAAAAGGGACUGCUUGGACCAGAUGGGUCCCCAAGCAACUCCUCCGCCUUGCAGGUUGGACUGAGCUGCUUACAAGAUCUAGGGCCUGAGAUCCGCAGAGCAAUGUCCUGUGACCUGGAAGGAAAAGAGGAGGAGGAGGAAGAAGAAGAAGAAGUUGAGGGAAAAAUCAUUGAGGAAGAGACAGCCAUUUACAAGAGUUCUGAGUUAUAUAGUGAAGCCCCUGAGCACCAUGCCUCAGUUGCUGAGACUCCAGCAGAACAAGAAGAUAAGACUGUGGUCUCUCAGCACCUCUCUAAGACCAGCUCCUCCCAUGUGUUAAAUGGGCUGAAGCCCUAUGAAGAGAACAUUAGUGGCAGUGAUGAGCCUGCUGACUUGCCUGUUGUUUCCAUUCAACGCAGGAUAAACAGGCAACGCUCCACUUUCCCACCAACAGUAGAAGAAGUAGUUAACCACACUGAUGUUUGUAUAGAGGACACCUCAGUUGAGCAGGGAAACUAUAGCCGGGAGGAAGACUCUGAAAACCUGCCCCCACAUGACAAGCAGCCUCAUCUGCACAACCCUCAGUCCCACCAGCAUCCCUGGCAGAGUGGCUAUGCGGGCUCUCUGCCUCUGUUCUCCCAUCGUGUCAACAGCAGACUCGGCAAAGGAGUACUGGACGGCAGGCAGACCAAGCGUCGGCGCCUCUUGCCUGCCACUCCCGCAGGCCGCAAACCAGCCUUCAGCAUCCAGUGCCUGCAGCGUCAAGACAGCUGCGAUGAUAUCCCCAUCCCAGGCACCUACCACCAAAAGGCACCACUGGGCCGAACACACGUGCAGUCCCACCAGGGCUAUGGCAAGUAUAGCUCAUGGCACAGUAGCAGCCGCACUUCAACAUCUUCCUCGCAAUCUUGGGCCACACCUCCAAAACGGGGCCGGCUGCUCUAUGCUCCGCUCAUCCUAGUGGAGGAGGAGAGGGUGCCAGGAUACAGCUGGGAAAAGAAUAGCAGCAGCCUUCCACCUAUGUCGCAGGCCCACUGGUACAGGAAUGAAGCCGAGCUGACCUGCCACACCUACGGAAGCCUCAAGGUUCCAAGCCCACUCCGGCACAGCUCCGGUGGCAGAUCUGGCAGCGCAGACAGUCUGGUGGAGGCGGUGCUCAUCUCCGAAGGCCUAGGCAUGUAUGCACAGGACCCAAAUUUUGUGGCCUUUACCAAGCGGGAGAUUGCUGAUGCCUGCCACAUGACUCUGGAUGAAAUGGAAAGUGCUGCCACGGACUUGUUGAGUCGCAAGUCUGCUAGUGGUGAUAGUAGCAGCCGAGGUGGUGGAAGUCACCUUCUGUAUAGCAGUGAUGGGGAACAUAGCGGAGCUGAGAGUCUAGGCCUUGUUUAUAGUGAUGAAGAAAGCUUCCGCUCCCGUGAGGAAGAGGACUUGGCUGAUGAGAUGAUUUGCAUCACCACUUAUUGACCAAGAAAUGCCCUCUCAGCAGGGCACAAAGAAUCAGUGGCUGCAGAACUGCUCAAAACAUUGCAAUGAUGGUUGUGGUUAUUUAAAAAACAACGGAGUUCAGGGUUAAGAAAUCAAACACUCUCCUCAUAUUGAUUGUAGCAGAAACAAUUAUUAGAAAGACUGGAUAAUAAGCUUUCCUGAUUUAGGGAGUCUGCUCUUUCUCUUCCAGGCUUUGGCUCUUCCAAAAACAGUACAGAAAACAGCAGCCUUGUACCUUUUCUUCUAAGGAAGGGUUCUGGAGUUGAACUGGAAUUCCCACACAAUUAGUUCUGUUUUUUUCAUCAAAAACAAUAGAUAUUGUUUCAAAGAUCUGGGAUGGGAAGCUAUUUUGCCAGAUCAUAUUAAAAAGAGAGAGAAAAAGUAACUAUUCUCCAACAUCUUUUCCCUGAUGUUCACUAAUCACAACCAGUUCUUUUAUAGUUGCUUUUCCAACCUGGUACCUUCCAGAUACUUUGGAUUUCAGUUUUUAUACUGUA
Molecule: messenger RNA, 7295 nt
Organism: Ahaetulla prasina
Lineage: Eukaryota; Metazoa; Chordata; Lepidosauria; Squamata; Colubridae
Gene: CACNA1F
Product: calcium voltage-gated channel subunit alpha1 F
Exons: 49
Biological process (GO): calcium ion import across plasma membrane
Cellular component (GO): membrane; voltage-gated calcium channel complex
Molecular function (GO): high voltage-gated calcium channel activity
Source: RefSeq, a predicted model, not a curated record